This is a messenger RNA of Coniophora puteana RWD-64-598 SS2, 1025 nucleotides long. Its product is annotated as FabD lysophospholipase-like protein. Lineage: Eukaryota; Fungi; Basidiomycota; Agaricomycetes; Boletales; Coniophoraceae. Gene Ontology annotation, cellular component: membrane. The record is from RefSeq and is a predicted model, not a curated record. Gene Ontology annotation, biological process: arachidonate metabolic process. The transcript is spliced from 6 exons. Bases 51 to 1025 code for a protein of 324 amino acids.
CGAGCUUUCAUCUGCAACUCUCAGCUUAACCGACCAAACCUUCGAAUACUAUGGCAGAAAAAGAGACUAAAUCGCUGAGGCUGCUCUCCAUCGAUGGAGGCGGUAUCUGCGGCAUGUCCGCGUUGCUUAUCAUUCGCAAGAUGAUGCGACGUAUCGAGGCCGAGGAGCGUCUCUCUUCGACUCCGGCCCCUCACGCGUACUUUGACAUGAUCGGCGGUACUGGCACUGGCGGGAUCAUCGCCCUCAUGCUCGGUCGCCUUCGCAUGUCGGUCGACGAUGCAAUCAAGGAGUACGACGGGUUCAUCAAGGCCGUGUACGUCGACGGGCGGAAGCGUCGGGGCGAGGAGAUGUUCAAGGCGGAGGCGCUCAAGGAGAAAAUGCGCGGGGUUGUCGGUGCCUACUGCGAUGGCAAUAAGGAUGCUCGCAUGGUUGAAGAUGCCGAGUGUAAAGCUGCUCGUGCUACGACGGCUCAUCCUGGGCAUUACAAGCCCAUCACCAUCUCUGAUGGAGUGGUUAACCACGAAUAUGUUGAUGCGGGCAUGGGCUCGAACAAUCCCUGCCGCGUGCUGCUUGAUGAAGCUGCAUCUGUGUACCCAACCCGUAGCCUCGGGGCUGUGGUCAGCAUUGGGACUGGUCGUGCACAGACCAUUGGUGUACCUGUGGAUGGUGUCCGUGGUAGAAAGUUCUUGCCUUCCGACCUGCUUGAUGUCCUCCGUGAUGUUGCUGCAGAUUGUGAGAGGGUGUCAGAGGAGAUGGAGAAGCAUUUCCUCCACUACCCGGAGUUGUACUUCCGGUUCAAUGUGAUGCAUGGCAUGCAGAGUAUAUCAUGGGAUGCAUGGGACAGGCAGAGUGCUGUUGCUGCCCACACUGCACAGUAUAUGCAGAUUGGGGAUGUUGAUUCUCGAGUUGAUUGGUGUUGGGCAAAUUCAGAUGUCCUCGGUGGCUCAUAUGCCUGCCCAGCCAAAGAGUGCUGGCAUGAUCAAGGCUAUCCCUCCUCCUUCAGCCAAUUUCACUGGCAGGAGUGA